Messenger RNA from Spea bombifrons (plains spadefoot toad), 1192 nucleotides. RefSeq names its product N-acetyllactosaminide beta-1,3-N-acetylglucosaminyltransferase 3-like. The coding region runs from base 1 to 1008 and encodes 335 amino acids. NCBI's taxonomy places the organism in Eukaryota, Metazoa, Chordata, Amphibia, Anura, Pelobatidae. Gene Ontology annotation, cellular component: membrane. Gene Ontology annotation, molecular function: hexosyltransferase activity. The transcript has a single exon. The record is from RefSeq and is a predicted model, not a curated record.
AUGGCAUUGACAACACAGCCACCUCUUAUAUGCAAAGAAAACACUUCAGUGCAAAAGUUCCCUAAAUUUGAUGAUCAGCCUCAAGCCAUGAAAGACUUUCUGACUUAUCGUCAUUGCAAGAGCUUUCCACAACUUAUAAAAUCCACCAUGAAGUGUGGAGGUCCAAAUAAAUCCAAGGACAUCUUCCUAUUAUUAGCUAUUAAAUCUUCCCCAGGCAAUUAUGAGCGUCGAGAAGCAAUCCGAAAGACAUGGGGGGCAGAAGAGAUUUAUAGGAAUGUUCAAGUGAGAAGAUUAUUUCUAACUGGGAUUCCAAAGUCACAACAGGAAGAGAAGCGUUUGAAUAAAUUACUGGAGAUUGAGAGCCAUACAUAUGGAGACAUCCUGCAAUGGAACUUUCAAGAUACGUUUUAUAAUCUUACCCUGAAGCAGAUUAUGUUCCAUCAGUGGGUGCAGACUUGGUGCCCUGAUGUUCAGUUCAUCUUCAAUGGAGAUGAUGAUGUGUUUGUCAACACAUUUAAUGUACUCGCAUAUUUGUAUAGCCUAGGAAAGAAUGGAAGGACUAACCACCUCUUUGUCGGACAGUUAAAUAUAGGCAUGCCCCCUGUCCGGGAAUCAUACAGCAAGUACUAUGUUCCAGAAGAGCUGUUUUCAGGAAACCUAUUUUUGCCCUACUGUGGGGGUGGUGGCAUUAUCAUGUCUGGUUUUACGACCCAAUCUAUUUUUAAGGCAUCAAAGAAGAUCCCUUUGUUUCCCAUUGAUGAUGCUUACUUAGGGAUGUGCUUAGACCAGGCUGGACUAAAGCCAGAUAACCAUGAAGGAAUGAAGACAUAUGGAAUCUCACUGUCAGGAUCGGUGGACUCAUUUGACCCUUGCUAUUACCAGUACAUGUUAAUGGUGCACCGGUUUAUGCCAUACGAGAUGCUAGUUAUGUGGAAUGCCUUACAGAUCAAAAGGUUCGGAUGCAAAAGAAAUACAAAUUCACAGAAACUAAAUAAACAGAAACAGUAGCAGUAGUUGUUUACAAUGGGCACAAUUCUAUGAACUUUUUAAAAUCUAGAGCCUGAAUGUAAACUCCCCAGUAAGCAAAUCAACUCGGGGAACAAAUUCAAUAUAUGGCCACUAACUGCUCAAAGCAAAGUAUACAUUUGUGAGUUGGUCUAAUAAUCACAGGUGAUUCUAAAUAGGACCAAAG